AUCUACAUUCUGUGACCUCUGUGAGAACCCUGCCUUUAAAUAGCAAUUUGUGGAAGGGAGAGACAAUAAAACAUAAAUACUUUUACUUGAUUAACUCUGGGAAAGCUCAAAAUGAUUUAGCUCUUCUUGUUAGCAUCAUCCAUCCUGCUUUACCGCUGCGCAAAUGGGAGAGGACCUCCAUAGCUGGGAGGAAAAAGUGUUUUCCUGCAGAAAAUUUUGCUUGCAGAAGACCCUUGUUGGGCCAGUGGAUUAUUUCCUCCAUGCCCAGAGCUGCCCUUACCAAACCAUCUCUUUCCCACCUUUCCUGGGUACCUCUUAAGGCAUUUCUUUGUGCCUUGGAGUAAUAGUGGUGGAUGAGGUGACACAUUUGCUCUCUCAGGUUCAAUAACAGUUUAUUUUCUGCAGCAAUGGUUUGGAAACAUCAGCAGAUGUUGUCCUGCUGUUGCUGCUCAGCUGGACAGGCAGACACCCAUAGUUAAAACAUAAUACAGUGCCCAGUUAUAAUUAGUGUCACUAAUCUAAGUUAGCUAGAAAUAAUUAUAGGCUCAGGAUCAAAACGCGUUUUUAAUUUGCUUUUUGAGCUUUUGCUGUUUUGCAUAGAGAAAACUCACAGGUGUUCCAGAGAAAGCCAGUAGCACGGAAUUGCAGACGCUCACAGGAAUCUUCUGGGUUGAACUGAGCAGUGAUCAUCGGGUCUUUGAGUUAAAUAACAAAAAUAUCAGGCUGCCUACCUCUCCAUCCUCCCAGGUGGCUCACGGUCAGGAACAAGGGCAAAAUUUCUGACAAUCUGUGCUUUGGAGAGCUUCAUUUUUUUCCCUCUGGUAGCCCUGAAUUUCCUUUAGCUGCUUGGGUUGGAUGGGAGAGCUUACAGAUGGCCCUUGCUGAUCGCAGAGGUCCCCCUCUCUAGUUCCUUCUUGCUGGUUGAAAAGGAAAAUGAGGUUGCUUUGCCCAGAUUGGGUGCUUUGGGCAGAGUUCAGCUGCAGCUUUCUGGAUGAGACCCAGAGCGAUGCUGAAAGAUGGAGAAAAAGGGCAUUGGCUGCAGUAAGAUGCUGAUUUAUCAGCUCAAAGCUGUUCAUUUGCAGCUGGGAGAAGACAGACAGAUAGGAAACAGCAGAGAAGUAGGGACCUCGUGAGGCAGCAGCGGCGCUUUCUGUCCCUUGCUGAACACCAGCCAGAAAGAACAGGCAGAUCACUGCUUCCAGUGACCCGACAGCGGUAGCAUGAAGUCAUUACAAGGGGAAAAAGCAGAGAGAAGAACAACUUUUUUUUUCAUCUUUCCUUUUUUUCUUUAAUCUGAUGCUUCACCCACUGUGGCAACUCCGCAAUAAAGCCUUCCUUCAUAGCGCAGCACAAUAAAAUCAGCACUCCCAUUAGAAGUCUCUUUACUUCUGGAAAACAUGGUGCCCUUGGUGCUGGGGAUAUUGAAUUCAUCUAUAUUCCUGACAGCUUUUUCCAUUUUCAUUAAGUGGAAGAGGAUAUUUAGAGCUGAGCUGGAAUGGCACUUGGUUCAUUACUCAGAAGAGAGCGAAGGCGUGGGGAUGCAGGCUGCUGGCUGAGGACGUGGGGUACCUUAAUGAAGUUAAAUAAAUCCUCUGCUUCACCCCAAUGCUGCGUCCCAUCAGGAGGAGAGAAGCAGGAGGCAAAUUUCCAGUGCUGCAUCCCCAAACCUGGCUGAUUUUGCAGAAUGGGAUCCAUUUGGAUUCAAGUUAUUGUAGACACGGAUCUUUUUUCCUGAAUUACUGUUUGGUGAACUGAGGAAAAAUUUUAUGUGCUUGCCUAAAGAUGUGUCCCUUCAAAGAGGUUUGCCUUCCUGGUCCCUUCACUCUAACAGCAGUGGGCUGUUAAGCUGCCCAAUGACCUCUCAGAAGUAAAUAAUGCUGGAGCAUUGACAUAUAUUUGAGUAUUAUUUUAAAACUUUUGAAGUCCUUGGGGGCUCUGCUGUUGGACGUGGAUGAGAACAAUCUUAUUUUCACAUGGGCAUUGCAGUGGUUGCUCUGUGUUCUCUCUUGUUUCCAUAGGGGGAUAAAGGUGCCCCCAAGCACCGCGCAUCGCCUUGGCCUCCUGCAUCCCUCCUGCCCACAGGUCCCUGCAGCUCAAUUUUUCUUGCAGUGUCUGCAAUCCUAUUUCCCAAACAAAGAACCCUAAUGGCAUUCACUCAUUUUUUCUGCAUUUUGGAGAGAGCCCUGCUGGCCAUAACCACACAGCAGCCCCUGCACCGUGCCUGUUAUUCUGGUGAUUCAUCCUGUUAUCAAGGGGGUGAAGAUGCUUAUUGUUUGCCCUAAUUAGCUGGAGUGUAAAAUAGGCAGGAUGCUGUUUGAGGAUUGAUGGAGUCAAGCUGAGAGCCAGAGUGGGGAGCAGACCUCAAGGGAGGGCUUUGUGCUGGCAAAGCACCCCAGUGGAUGUGGUUUUCCCCAUUUCGUGCAGAGCAAAGAGCAAUCAGCUUUGAGUGGGUUUCCCCUCUGGAUCCACCUCCAGGAGAAUGUGGGGAAGGAAAACCAAGAUUGAGUGGUAUGGAGGUAUCUUCUGUGCAGUGGGCACUGCUGGUGGGGCUGGUGGAGCAUUUCUCUGUCCCUGAAAGGCAAAUGGAUGAACCUGAUGCUGUUUGUGUUGGCCUGGGUUUGCUUUCAGCUCACCAGGUAACACUUUUUAUGAUGUGCUUUUUCCCCUGUGGAAUCAUGGAAUCACCAAAGUUGGAAAAGACCUGCGAGAUCAUCCAGUCCAACCUGUCACCAAUAGUUCUCACCAAAAGGAGUUUGCCUCCUUUCCAUUUGGGAGUCCCCACUGAUCCCUGGUUUAAGCUGCAUGACAUCCCCAUUUGUCUUUUCCUACACUCCCCCCUUUGCAGACCCUAAUGGAUCAGCUGGGACCCAGCUCAGUGAUCAAAAGAUGUUAUUUUUUCAGCUCCCAAAGCAAUGCACUGCAGGAGAUGCCAGUGGAUGGGUGGUACAGGUAUCACCCCAAAGGAAGCAUCGGGGGAAAUCAAGUGAUGGACUUGAAUCCCUGGGCUGCUGGAAAUGCUUGUCUUCACCCUCCUUAAGAUCUAAAUUGUUGGGUUUUUUUUUCCCCUGACAGCCAAGCAGGGAAAUAACCCAAGUGGCACCUUGCUUGCAGCGUUACCCUAAUUUUAGCCAGAACGCAGACCUGUGCCACUUGCUUUGCAAUGCUCACAGUGAUAUCCAGCAUGGCCCACGGUCAGGGAAGUCAUGAGACAGACAGAGCUGUCAGCAGAUUUAGCAAAGAUCCUCCUGCUCUGUCAGCUGGCAUUACUGCAUCUCGUCCUCUCCCAUCUCUUGCUCAGGCUGGGGAGUGAGGGUGACAGCCCCUCUUGCACACAAAGACCUUUGGGGAUGGUUUGCAUGCCUGUGGUGGCUUUGACGUGUGCGUUUUGCAGGUGGUCGGCCUGGUGAUGGCGUGGCUGUAUUGGCAGAAGCUCAAUGAGAUUUACUCUCAGCUGGACACCGUGGACUUCAGGAUGCUGGAGGUGCGCGAUUUCAGCUUCGGGGCAUUGGAUCUGAGCGGUGCGGGCUGGUGCUGGUGCUUGCCCAAGGAAGGAGGAUACAUCCCCAUCAAUGCCAUGGAGGAGGAAGAGGAGGAAGAAGAGGAGGAAGGCUUGUCUGUUACAGCCAAAAGUGAGGAGCUGGAGGGCUGAAAGCAGCGGUGGAAAAAGAAGGUUGGAGUAAAACUGUCAGUGAGGCAGCUGAUGCUGAAUGUGAAAAUGUUGCAAUGUAUCCUCAGGUUCAGGAGAUCCCUUUGGGGAGAACUGCUAAGUAGCUUUGGGAGGCUGGAGCAGUGCAAUGCGUUGUGUGGGCACAUGAGCUCCCCAGGGCCCUUUUACCACAUUGCUGACUUGAAGUAUUUGUACAUCUCUUUUUUAAAAGUUUUUACACAAUAAAUGUGACUGCUGUUCUGUUUUGCAGUGUCACUGGCACUUGCUGCAUGCUGGUUGAGUUGCUGGGGGGGGAAGAAGCAUCACCAGUGCGCGUUGGGGUAUCCUUAUGUUCCUUGUUUAGCCUGACCUCCUGAAGGAUUGAGAGACCUUAUGGCUCUCUACAACCGCAGAAAGGAGAUUGUGGUGAAGGGGGUUGGCUUCUGCUCCCAGUUAGCAGAGAUAGGACAAGAGGUGACGGUCUCAGGUUGUGCCAGGGGAGGUUCAGGUUGGAUAUGAGGGCAAAUUUCUUCUCCAAAAGAUUGGUUGGGCACUGGCACGGGGUGUGCAGGGAGGUGAUGGGGUCACCAUCUGUGGAGGUGUUCUGGAACCAUGGAGAUGUGGCACUGAGGGAUGCAGUUGGUGGGCAUGGUGGGAUGGGUUGGGGUUGGAAUGAGGGAUCUUAUUGUUCUCAUCCAACCUUAACGAUUCCAUGAUUCUUUCACAGACCAAAUCUAAAGACCAGACAAGGAAAGGAUUUUUCUUUUUAACAUUCAUUGUUUUCACUGCAGCAUCUUGGUGAUCAAAGCAGCCAUUCCCUUCUGCAUUGCUCAGGAUAUAGGAAUUAAAUAUGCUGACUGGGAUAAAUGGGCCACGCUGGGAAUCACGCUUACAGAGCGAAGCCCAGGGCAGAUGGAUUGCAAAAAUAUGACUGCGUUUGUAUCAAAACAAGCCAAGAGUGAAAGCCUUGCAGAGCUCCCCUGUGCUGGUUCAGCUGUAACCCAUUGGUGAAAGCUUUGCCAUCCAUCAGCCCAAAGUCAAACACAGCUCGGUGAGUGCAGAGGAGGAGGCAUCGAUUGGAGAUGUUUUCCCCCAAGAGGAACCCAUGGGCGCCCUUAGGGCAGCGGUGGCAGCCGCAUCCAUCAAGUGGGCAAAGUCACUUCACAAGCAAAAAUGGAAAGAACAAAAAGUCUGCUCUUAAAAAUGUGGUUUUGUUUUGUUUUCUGCUGCACCCCCCAGCAAAAGAAAGGCUGCAGUUAUUAGAUGUGCUUCUUCUUAAUAAGGGCGUCUUAGAAGCCAGGAGCCAAGUUCUGUAAUGUGGGCCCCCAUUGCACUGUGCUGCACACAACUGCUGGGCUCUGUCUCCCUCUUCUGCCUGUCUUGAGACUUUUUUCCUUUAACCAGAUGAGAAACCCUCCCCACCACAAGCCUGGAAAGGGCUUUUUGCAGGUGGUUCCUAUAGAUUGCACUGAAAAUGGAGCUGUGAACCAGCAGUGGGGUUGUUGAGUGGUUUUAAAGCAAUGUGACCAACACUGUGGGAUUUCUUGCAGGUGAAGAAGGUCAAAACCUCCAGGUGCUUCCGAUCAUUUAAGGAAUAACAGGUGUUUGUCUUCAUCCAGGUAUCUCACAAGCCCCAGAGGUUUUGCUUUUUUUCUUCCUUCCUCCUCCAGUCUCUGGGGAGGCACUUAAUAAAACCAUUAUAUAUACAAGCUGAUAAAUCCAGCCUGCUCUUUGGGGCUAAUUUCCGUGUAAUAGCUGGGGAAAAUUCAUUCUGUUAUUUUUCUCUUUCUUUAUUACUGGACAAGCUGCUGCUGUUGUCUCUGUACCGUUUCCUGGCUGGGCAGAGCCUGGGAAGGCUGGAGUGCAGCACAUAGCAGGUUUUCCUACCUGGACUAACAAGAGAUGCUUUGUAGCAGGCACUGAGUGGUGGAGAUACACUGCAUGCAACGUGCAGGGAGGCUUGGCACCCUGCUCUGCUAUUCCCAUUUAGCAAACAGGGAUAAAGCAUCAAACAGACUUUGCUUCUGCUGAGACUCCAGAUGAUGCCAGAGAGGUGAGAGGAAAAGCGCUGCUAUCAGACAGCUUUAAAGCCUAAGGCAGGAUUUCUCUGCUUGCUUGCUGAACGAUGGGACUGUCUGCAGCCAAGUGUCUGAUGCUGCUUUGAUGCAGAUUUAUUGAUAUUCCUGUUAAAAGGCUGAACAGGCGUGAGCAAGCCAGGCGUUAAAUGGACUCAGGCAGGCGAGGGAGCGCCUCACCCGCUCACAAAGCCAAGAGGUUGGUUCUCUUGUGCUCAAGUUCGUGGAUAUUUCACGUGUCAAAGGCAAAACGUGGAACGUGUAUCAAAAAGGCAAAGACUUUGGUGGCACUUGGGCUGCUCCUGUGGUCCCUGAUGGGUUCAGGAGCUUUCUGCCUCUUGGCAGUGCUUCCCCACCUCCCCAAGUAAUUUCCUCAUGUUCUUUGCUGUGUGUGAGGUUGCACUGAGCCAAAGAGCAAAAGCUGUUCCUCUCCCCAUUCCCCAUCAAUCGAGGCAAAACUGAUAGGGAUCAAUAAUUAAAGAGGCAGCAAUUAACUCAGGAGAGGCAGAUCAUGGAUGGUAGAGAUUGGCAGCCAAAAUAUUGUUACAUCCCAUCUGGAAAGCAUCAUUGCACGCCACCAGGUCUCCAUGGCAUGAAUGUCACAACCUCUCUGAAGGUCUAUUUGCAUCCCAUGAUGCUUUUCUACCCCAAAAGUCAAUCAGCAUCACCCAAAAAUACAUUUUAACCUGGCAGCUACAGAACUGCAGCCAAUGGGCGUCAAUACGACGUUUGCAGGAGUGGUUUCCUCCCGAGGCAGUCCAGGCUCCUGCAUCCAUCAGCACCCACUGCAUCCCCACGCUGAGCGCAGCCCCUCCAAUUUCUGAGUGCUUCUGGAGAGCCAGAGCUCUCACCACAAGUCAGGACCAUGCUGGAGGAUGAGGAUGGGCUGAGCGAGCGGGGGCUGAGCAGCUCGAGGAGGAGAUACGACGAUGAAGAAGAUUAUCAUUCCAUCUACAUCGGGGUACCGGUGCCCCGGGGAUACCGGAGGAAGCGGCGUCGGCGGCGAUCCGCCUCCAGCCGGGACCGGACCAGCGAGAGCGAGCGGCACUACGAGCGGCAGGAGCGCUCCGACACCGACGACGGCGGCCACGGCUGCUACGAGAGCGGCAAUGAUAACGCCAGCAGGACCAUGUCUCCAGCUGCUGAACGUCUCCGUUACAUCCUGGGUGAUGACGAUGAGCCCCCCAACCCCACACUCUUCACAGAGAUGGACACACUGCAGCACGACGGGGAGGAGAUGGAGUGGAAGGAGUCAGCCAGGUGGAUAAAGUUUGAAGAAAAGGUGGAGGAAGGCGGGGAAAGGUGGAGCAAACCCCACGUGUCCACGCUGUCUUUGCACAGCCUGUUUGAGCUGCGGACGUGCCUGCAGACAGGAACGGUGCUGCUGGAUCUCGAUGGUUACUCUUUGCCCCAAAUCAUAGACGAUGUCAUUGAGAAGCAGAUAGAGGAUGGUCUGCUCAAACCUGAGCUGAGGGAAAAGAUCAGCUACGUGCUCCUCAGGAAGCACCGCCACCAGACCAAGAAGCCAAUCCACCGCUCCUUGGCCGACAUUGGCAAGUCGGUGUCCUCCAACACAAGUCGCAGCCCCGUCCGCAGCCCAGCUGCAGGUGCUGCCUUCCAUCGCUCCACGGAGGACCUUCGGAUGCGGCAGAGCGCGAGCUACGGCCGCCUGCGCCACGUUCAAAGCCGAAGCAUGAAUGAUAUCUCAGACACACCGAGCACCGACCAGCUGAAAAACAAGUUCAUCAAGAAGAUCCCCAAGGAUGCGGAGGCCUCCAACGUGUUGGUGGGAGAAGUGGAAUUCCUUGAGAAGCCCUUCGUAGCGUUCGUGCGGCUGCUCCAGGCAACCAUGCUGGGAGGGGUGACGGAGGUGCCCGUCCCCACCAGAUUCCUCUUUAUUCUCCUGGGCCCUGCAGGAAAAGCCAAAUCCUACAAUGAGAUCGGCAGAGCCAUCGCGACCCUCAUGGUGGAUGAUCUCUUCAGUGACGUUGCUUACAAAGCCCGAGAUAGAGAAGACCUGAUUGCUGGCAUAGAUGAAUUUCUGGAUGAAGUCAUUGUCCUGCCACCUGGCGAGUGGGACCCCAACAUUAGGAUCGAGCCACCCAAAAAAGUGCCCUCAGCUGAGAAGAGGAAAUCAGUUUUCUCAUUGAAUGAAGUGGGGCAAAUGAAUGGCACAGCUGGAGGGGCAGGUGCUGGGAGCGGUGGAGGAGGCAGUGAUGAUGGGGAGAUGCCCGAAGUGCAUGAAAUUGGGGAAGAGCUCGCGUGGACUGGGAGGUUCUGUGGUGGCCUCUAUUUGGAUAUCAAGAGGAAGCUUCCCUGGUUCCCAAGUGACUUCUAUGAAGGCUUUCAUAUCCAGUCCAUUUCUGCCAUCCUCUUCAUCUACCUGGGCUGCAUCACCAAUGCCAUCACAUUUGGGGGUUUGCUUGGAGAUGCAACAGACAACUACCAGGGUGUCAUGGAGAGCUUCCUUGGCACAGCAAUGGCAGGUUCCAUGUUUUGCCUCUUUGCUGGACAGCCGCUCAUCAUCCUCAGCAGCACCGGCCCCAUCCUCAUCUUUGAGAAGCUGCUCUUUGACUUCAGCAAAGGUAACGGCAUCGACUACAUGGAGUUCCGCCUCUGGAUCGGCCUGCACUCUGCCCUACAGUGCCUUAUCCUGGUGGCCACUGACGCCAGCUUCAUUAUAAAGUACAUCACCCGCUUCACAGAGGAAGGCUUCUCCACCCUCAUCAGCUUCAUCUUCAUCUACGAUGCCAUCAAGAAGAUGAUAGGGGCCUUUAAGUACUACCCCAUCAAUUCGGACUUCAAGCCAGACUAUGUGACCAUGUACAAAUGCGAGUGCGUUGCUCCUGACCCAGCCAACAUGACACUGUUCGAUGCUUCAGUUCCAGUAGCACCAAACACCACUAACGUGUCUCUGUACAAUGCUAUUAACCUCACAGCUCUGGAUUGGACUCAGCUGAGUAAGAAGGAGUGUCUCAAGUACGGCGGCAGCUUAGUGGGGAAAUCCUGUAAAUUCGUGCCCGACCUGGCCCUCAUGUCCUUCAUCCUCUUCUUUGGGACCUACUCCAUGACUCUCACCUUGAAGAAGUUCAAAUUCAGCCGCUAUUUCCCCACCAAGGUUAGGGCCUUCAUUGCUGACUUUUCCAAUGUCUUCUCCAUCCUGCUGUUUUGUGGUGUGGAUGCCUGUUUCGGCCUGGAUACCCCGAAGCUGCACAUCCCCAGUAUCAUCAAGCCCACGCGUGUGGACCGAGGGUGGUUUGUCUUUCCCUUUGGGAAGAACCCAUGGUGGGUGUACCUGGCCAGCGCGCUGCCUGCCCUGCUCGUCACCAUCCUCAUCUUCAUGGACCAGCAGAUCACAGCCGUCAUCGUCAACAGGAAGGAGCACAAGCUGCGGAAAGCAGCAGGCUACCACCUGGACCUCUUCUGGGUGGGCAUCCUCAUGGCAGUGUGCUCCUUCAUGGGGCUGCCCUGGUACGUGGCAGCCACCGUCAUCUCCAUCGCCCACAUCGACAGCUUGAAGAUGGAGACAGAGACCAGCGCUCCUGGGGAGCAGCCCCAGUUCCUGGGGGUCAGGGAGCAGAGGGUGACGGGCAUCAUUGUCUUCGUGCUCACAGGGAUUUCUGUCUUCCUGGCCCCGAUUCUGAAGCAUUUGUCCCCCUCCCCAGGAGUGAGCUGCUGCCUUCCUUGGGGUAAGGGCCGUGUUUUUCCAUGUCCCCAGUACAUCCCCAUGCCAGUGCUGUACGGUGUCUUUCUGUACAUGGGCGUCGCAUCGCUGAACGGCAUCCAGUUCUGGGACCGCUGCAAGCUCUUCCUCAUGCCAGCCAAGCACCAGCCCGACUACGUCUUCCUGCGGCACGUUCCGCUGCGCCGCAUCCACCUCUUCACGCUGGUGCAGAUCAUCUGCCUGGCCGUGCUCUGGAUCCUCAAAUCCACCGUGGCUGCCAUCAUUUUCCCUGUCAUGAUUUUAGCCCUGAUCCUGGUGCGGCGACUGCUGGACUUUGUCUUCUCCCAGCAUGACCUGGCCUGGAUUGACAACAUCAUCCCUGAGAAGGAGAAGAAGAAGGAAGAUGACAAGAAGAAGAAGAAAAAGGGCAACAAAGGGGACAGCAGCAGUGAUGAGGAGGAAAGAGGUCCCCCACCUGGAGCUCUGCGUUCUGACUCCUCUCCGAAUGGUUCUGACAUGGAUCGCAGCAUUACACUCCACCUGAAGAUUUCAUGCCCAUCAUCUCCUGCAUUUAAUUACUCCCGAAGCCCCAUCUGUGCUGUGCCCCAGGUGAAGAUAGAGAUGGAGUCAGACUAUGAGGACACCGACACCGAAAAGGCACCGCGGGACAUGGGCAGUGAGACCACGCUAUAGUUCCCUGCAGUGCUUCCUCUAAUUUAUAUAUAUAUAUAGAUAUUUAUAUAUUCAUAUAUAUAUAUAAAGCAAAUUGGACAUAUUUUUCUACAUGAGACUGAGGAGAGCGCUGGCCCCCGAGGCUGCUGCUCCUGUAGUUCUUACCGCUGUCCCAUUUCCUCCCUUUCUGUUGGGCGAAGGCACCGGCGCUGAUGGCAAAACGGGGCUCAAAAUGUGGAAAUGAGCAUUUUUGGCCUCUGAACCACAGCUGGGCUGGAGAAGCCAAAGGCAGCUGGGGGUGGUGCUGGGGACCGUCCCAGCCAUCCCAUCAGGGUCCUGCUGUAGGGGAGGGGUUCUCCUGCCCAGGGGGGCUCAGCACAGAGGCAGGGGAUGAGGAUGCAUUGGAGGCUGAGGACUGGCAGGAGGAGGGAAAGCUCAGGAGCUGCAGUGCCUGAGGUUGGGUGUGUUGUGGGAGCACAGAGCUUGAUCACUGCUGCAGAGAACUGGGAAUGCUUUCCAUAAGGAACUGGGCAGCAGAGCUGAGCACGGCCAUGCCUGACCCCGUGUCACUGCCCCAGCAAGGCGCAGUGCUGGGUCCCAAAAUCCAGUAACGGGGCAGGAGCCGUUGCUGCACCCAGCCAGGCCCUUCCUGCACCUUCUCCUUGCCCCAUACACACCAAGGAGCCUCCCAGCUCCUGGACAAGGGAGUCUGCACUCCUCAAGCUCCUCCACCCCCAUUACACACACAUGGUUUAACAGCAAACACCCCCCCACGGAACCCCAGGAUGGGGCUUCUUCUGCCUUUAUUUUAAGGCUGUAAAAAGCCCUCUCUCUUCCCCCAGGCAGAAACAGCCUACCUGGUAUUUAUAGGAGCUCUGUGCUCUUGUCAGCCAGCAGUUCCUGGGACACUGACUAAAUAUUGCACCUGGUCUGAACCUCCACGUGGGACAGCCCAGUUCUUUGUAAAUAGUCAAGUCAAACAAGAAGGACUUGAAUGCAAUUUCAUGUUUAUAGCAGCGUUUUUCUGGUCCAAGAACACCUAUGGAACCAUGGUGAGCUUAAUAAGACAGCAUUACUCUGGUCACCACUUUAGCUUGACGUUAACAUUAAGAGCUAUUGCAGCUUGGGUGCACCGUGUCUAUUUUUUAGUAUUUUGUACCAAUCUCAUGCGUGGUAGCUGAAGCAUGGCACAGGUAGGUUUCUGCUUGUAAUCACUGCACCGUGGUUAAUUUGCUUUAUCCACUAUGUCAGCUCUACUGCACAGCAGCCCUGGAAAGGCUUCAUGGACUCUGGGGGCUGUUCCAUAGGUCGCAGCUGAAGCCUCAGCUCAGAUCCUUCUAGAACACAGCUUGUUUCGAUUUAUCCAUUUUGCAAGUCUCACACAUGGUUUAUACUUUUUGUAUAUGAAAUACUGGAGCGUCACAGAUUUGCCAGCCCCGUUACAGUACUACUUUUAGCCAUUUUGUAUUUACCAGUGAUACAAUCCAAUAAAUCUCACUUAAAUUA
Centrocercus urophasianus (Greater sage-grouse) is the source of this 11563-nucleotide messenger RNA. It is a transcript of the gene SLC4A5, whose product is annotated as solute carrier family 4 member 5. The transcript is spliced from 26 exons. Gene Ontology annotation, cellular component: plasma membrane. The record is from RefSeq and is a predicted model, not a curated record. Lineage: Eukaryota; Metazoa; Chordata; Aves; Galliformes; Phasianidae. Bases 6587 to 10078 code for a protein of 1163 amino acids. Gene Ontology annotation, biological process: regulation of intracellular pH; monoatomic anion transport; bicarbonate transport. Gene Ontology annotation, molecular function: solute:inorganic anion antiporter activity; sodium:bicarbonate symporter activity; monoatomic anion transmembrane transporter activity.